Molecule: messenger RNA, 3275 nt
Organism: Candidula unifasciata
Lineage: Eukaryota; Metazoa; Mollusca; Gastropoda; Stylommatophora; Geomitridae
Source: the annotation of a GenBank genome assembly
AUGAUUGGAGCCCUGGGUGUGUCAAAGCCUGUACUAGAAAAUGUCAUCUUCUGUCAUCAGGAGGACUCUUGCUGGCCACUGAGUGAAGGAAAGGCUCUCAAAGAUAAGUUUGACGCUAUCUUUGCCUCCACCCGGUACACCAAAGUUUUGGAAGAAUUGAAGAAGUUAAAACAAAGCCAGGAUGGGACCAUCAGAGAAGGCAAGAAGGAGUUGGAAUACUUGAAGCAGCUCAAACAGAAAGCCGAAGAGCUUAAAGCUGACCUUGAGACACACGAGACUGAGUUAGCAGCAUCCCUCGACAAGGUCAACAAGAUCAACCAGCAGCUAGAGCCAAUCAAAGAGAAGCUGAAAGACAUUGAUGAUCGCUACAAUGAAAUCUACCAGCUCCAAACUAAACAGCGGACAACAACUCAGCUGAAGCAGACUAUCAGAGAGUUCUCUUCCAAAGUUAAUGAAAAGAAAGAUGAACUUAGAAAAUAUGAGGAACAGCAGCAGAAUUUGUCCACCGAGCUGGAGAACAUUGCCAAGGAGGAGAGUACCCUUCUGCUAGAAGUGGGCAAGCUGGAGAAUGAAGCAGAGAUUCACGAAGAGAAUAUCAAGAAGCGCAACUUGAAGAUCAUAGAACUAGCUCAGCUGUAUGAAUUUGAAGGGUUUGAUGUGAGCACUUCCAUAGACGACAACCUGUACCGCACAUUCUUUCAGAGGAUGAAGGGGAAACUGGAGUCUAUGAUGGAGGAUGCUAGGAGGAGAAAGGCAGAGUUUGAAGAGUCCGAGAAGCAGUUGCAAACAAAAAUUGAUGCACUGAAGGAAAACAAGAUGAGACUGGAACAGAGUGAGAGAAUCAAGAAGGAAACAAUGGUCAAAAAUGGCGAACAAAUCAAAGAGCUGACUCAGAAAUUGAAUCGGAUGAUGACGUCUGCUGACAAAAUAACUGGCUUGACCACACAGCUUAGGCGAGCGGAAGAUGAAUUGAGCAAGGCUGAGACUUCUCUCAAUGUAGACGAGGUUAAAACAGAAAUAGCAUCUCUGGAUCGCCAGAAGAGACAACUGGAGGCUGCAAUAAGCGACCUUGAUGAUGACAUGCAUCGACUUCACAAACAGUCCAAGGUACAGACAGAACUGGAUAUGUUGAUUGACAGCCAGAAGGAGAAGGAAGCCAGCAUAUCCCGACUAAAGGCUCAGCAUGAGGAAAACAUUACUACCCUGCUGGGACAUUUUCCCGUGGACACUCUCCGAGAGAACAUCAGUGACUACAUCAGUACCCAGACUGAAAGUGUAAGGAGAUACACGGCUGAGUUAACUGAGCUCAGAAACCAGUUGUCAGCCAAGCAGGCAGAGAAAAACUCUGUUAACAACCAGCUGGCGCAGAAAGAUGAGGAAGUGAGAAAGCUUGAAGCUCGAAUUUCCAACAUUUGUGACAGUCAGGACUUGGAUGAUGAGAUAACCGAGGUGCAGAAGAGCUUGACACAGGCUCAGGAAGAGAAGGGUUCACUCCUUGGAGCUGAUCACAUGAUUAAGAAAUACAUUAAGAACCUGGAGAAGAACAACCCAGCCUGUCCUCUUUGCCAGAGAGGAUUCCAACAGGCUCAGGAAGUCAGGGAACUAAUCCUCAAACUUCAGGAGCAGUUGCGUAAAGUGCCCACCAACAUGAGGAAAGCCGAGGAGGAUGUGGAGAAAUAUCGGAAGAAGUACGAUGAUGUCAUGCAGCUGCGUCCUGUUAGGGAAAGUCUGAUGAUACUUCGGGAGAAGGAUGUACCGAGUCUAAAAAGCAGGCUAAAGAAACUGGAUGAUGACAUCAAGCGACUGAAAGAGGAGGUUCAGAAUAAAGAAGAUGAAUUGAGUUUUCAAGAAAAUGAUCUUCUAACUGCCAAGAACCUCCAGCCUGAUGUUGUUUACAUGGAUCGUUGCCGAGGUGAGGUCCGAGAGUUGGACAGAAAAAUUGAGGCACAGAGAGUCUUGCUGUCUGCAGGUGGCUUGUCUCAGUCGAUGGAUGCAGUGAUUGCUGCCAAGGAAAAGAGUCAACUCGAGCUUGGGUCCGUCACUCGCAGCCUUGACCGCCUCAGGGAUGGACUCGAAAAAUAUCAGGAGCAGACACGCAAGCUGGCUUCUAGAGUUCAUGACCUUCGAACUGAAAAGUUGGAGAUUGAAGGAGAGCUGCAGCAGAAGACCAAGUUAGAGGAAAGGAAAGCAGCUCUGACCAGCGAAAACAACAAUCUUCAGAGGGACAUUGAUGAGGCCAUCGUGCAAAUGAAGCCUCUCGAGGAGAAAAUCCAGAAGCUGGUUGAAGAGAAGUCAGUGCUGUUAAAGAAGAUGGAGAAGAUGAUGGAGUCUGCCAGGAAUGAGGUUGAAGAGGUUAAGAAGAAAGGAAAUUUGGUGAGUGAUUGGAAUACCAUAAUAAAAAAAUAUCAGCAGUCAGAGAAGUCGGAAAUGUUGAAGAGAAAACGUGAGAAACGGUCUCAGCUAACUUCUUCCCGGACCAGAAAGGAAGAGGAGCAAGAAGAAGUUGCCGGCAUCGUUAAACGACUGAGUAAUGAAACUGUUGGUCAGCAGAUUCGGGAAAGAGAACUUCAAGAUAUCCUGCAGCUCCGUAAUCAGCAAGAUCAGGUGAAAGACUUGGAGUUGAAGAUUGACACACUACAGGAGCAGCUGGGUCCGCUGGAUGCAAAAAGUUUGAAUCGUCAACGGCAGAAGUUGGUUGAGCAAGAAGCUGACUUGACAAAAGAGUUGCAUAAUGCCACAGGCAGACAGCAAGGCUUCCGGGAGCAGAUUAGAGCAGAUAAGCGGAAUCUGGAGUCUGACAUGUAUAAAGACUCGGACAAGAAAUAUGCAGCCAAGGUCAUUGAGAACAAAACUACAGAAAUUGUAAAUGAGGAUUUGCAGAGAUACUACUCCGCCAUGGACAGGGCAAUUAUGAUGUAUCACAAGUCCAAGAUGGAGGAGAUCAACAUCAUUAUUCGGGAGCUGUGGAAGAACACCUACACGGGCAACGACAUCGAAACUAUCGAGAUCCAGUCAGAGGCUGAUGAGGAGGCUUUGACUGCUGCAACUAUCAAAACCAGACGUACUUAUAACUACAGGGUGGUGAUGAUCAAGAAUGGGAUCCCUGUUGACAUGAGAGGCCGGUGCAGUGCCGGGCAGAAGGUAUUGGCCUCAUUGAUAAUUCGUUUGGCCCUGGCAGAAACUUUCUGUGUCAACUGUGGAGUUCUCGCUCUUGACGAACCGACAACAAACCUAGAUAGAAAGAAUAUUGAAAGUCUUGCCUUUGCUCUAGUCCA